Prosopis cineraria is the source of this 1493-nucleotide messenger RNA. RefSeq names its product cytochrome b561 and DOMON domain-containing protein At2g04850. NCBI's taxonomy places the organism in Eukaryota, Viridiplantae, Streptophyta, Magnoliopsida, Fabales, Fabaceae. The coding region runs from base 73 to 1269 and encodes 398 amino acids. The transcript has a single exon. The record is from RefSeq and is a predicted model, not a curated record.
UGUUGACAAAAGGACUGACAUGCUUCACCUUCUUCCACUCUCUCCUCACUCGCUCAUCACUCCAUCGCCAAAAUGCUUCUUCAUCUUCUCCUUCUCUUCUUCUUUCCCCUUGUUGCUUACUCAUCUCACUGCACCACCCAAACUGCAACUAAAUCCUUCCAAAAAUGCAUGACACUUCCUAUCCAACAAGCCUCCAUAGCAUGGACCUUCCACCCUCACAAUUCGACCCUCGACCUUGUCUUCUUCGGCACCUUCAUUUCCCCUUCUGGUUGGGUCGGAUGGGGCAUGAAUCCCACCUCGCCGGAGAUGACCGGAACUCGAGCUCUCAUUGCCUUCCCUGACCCCAACUCCGGCCAAAUAGUCCUCCUUCCUUACAUUCUGGACCCCACCGUUAAGCUUCAAAAAUCUCCCCUCCUCUCUCGCCCCCUCGAUAUCCACCUCCUCUCCUCCUCGGCCGCCAUGUACGGUGGCAAAAUGGCCACCAUACACAACGGCGCCACCAUCCAGAUCUUCUCGACCCUCAAACUCAAACCAAACAAAACCAAAAUCCACCUCGUCUGGAACCGCGGACUCUACGUUCAAGGCUACUCCCCCACCAUCCACCCAACGACCUCCACCGACCUGUCCUCCAUCACCACCUUCGACUUCCUCUCGGGCUCCUCCGCCGUACAACACAGCAACAACGUGAAGGCCCUGAGAGUCAUCCACGGAACCAUCAACGCCAUCACAUGGGGAAUCCUACUACCAGUAGGAGCAGCCACAGCUCGUUACCUCAGACACAUCCAAUCACUAGGACCCACAUGGUUCUUCGUCCACGCAGGGAUACAACUGUUCGCGUUCACUCUGGGAACCAUAGGGUUCGCCAUCGGAAUAUGCCUGGGAAGGCUAUCGCCGGGAGUGGAGUACAGUCUUCACAGGAAGCUAGGGUUCGCGGUGUUCUGCCUGGGGGCGUUGCAGACAGUGGCGCUGCUGUUCAGGCCGAAGACGACGAACAAGUUCAGGAAGUACUGGAAGUCGUAUCACCAUUUUGUAGGGUACGCAUGCGUGGUGCUAGGGUUUGUGAACGUGUUUCAGGGUUUUCAAGUGAUGGGAGCGAGCAGGUCAUACGCGAAGCUGGUGUACUGCCUGGGAGUGUCGACGCUGGUGGGAGUGUGCAUAGCGCUAGAGGUGAACUCGUGGGUUGUGUUCUGUAGGAAGUCCAAAGAGGAGAAGCUGAGGAGAGAGGGACUCAUUGGGACCUCUGAGAAAGGUAGUGGCAUCCAUAAUUAGUGGACUUGCAUGCUUUCUUCUGUGUUUUUCUUUCCUUAUUUUCUUCUCCUUUUUUUUCUGUGAAUUUUUAGAAUGGGGAUAUAAGCUAAGAGGUGUGUAUGUACCGUUGAGUAAACUCUACACCUCUUCCUCAAAAGGGUUUUCAUCAUUAUUUAAUUUAUGGCAAAGUUUUCGAAAAAGAAGGUUGGCAAAUAAAAUUUUUAUGUUUUUCUUUUCUUUAGAUA